AUGUUACUACCUCGUCGGAUUAGUGAGAAGAAGUGUAGAUUCACUGCCAAGAAGAUAACCUUCUUUGAGUACCAGAGGGUAAAGAGGCUGGAAUUGACCAAAAAUAUAACCGAGAGAAAGAGAUUAGGCUCGAUUCUGUUCCUUCCUGAAGAUAGUGAGGUCAAUUCACUUACUCACGAAUCUGUUCAAAGGAUACUAAACCAGGGCUCUCUGUUUCACUCCGUAAAUACAAAGAAUGUUUCCACUAGUAACAGCAGUUUUGAUUCUUUGUACAAUGUAAAUGAUACGUUCAGAGGUAGUUUACAUGAUAUUCUAUACGGAAGAAUAUUCAAUGUACGGUGUUUGAGCAAUCACGACCUUUGUAUACUAAUGUCCUAUCUAAUAAUCGCAUCAGAAUUUUCUGAAAUUGACGUUUCGCUACUGCGCAAGACGCUGGAGCACAUUAACAUCAAUUUUAAAACGUUUUCAAUCGCUGAAAUAUCACAUAUCCUGUACAGUAUAACUGAAAUCAUAAAUAUAAAUGAUAUUUAUAAACAAUUUUUGGAUCUGUGCUUUUCUAUAGUUGAAAAGACCACUAAAUUGUUGUUCACCAAGGGGAGAUUGAACAGAAUAAAUUUCGUAUGCUCCUCAAAUGUAUGUAAAAUAGUAUAUUCACUAUCUAAUCCAGUAUUUUUAAGCAUUUCAACCAGUUCUGGAAUAGAAUUAACCGAAUUAAUAAAUGUGUACGAAAAGUACCUGGAAGAUGCCAAGGCGAAUUCACGAGAUUUUAACCUCAUUUGCAAGUGUAUGACGCAAUUAAGUUCACCAAAUUUCCAGCUAAUAUCCAGAAUAUCGGACUACUAUUAUAACUUGUUGUUGAAUUUUAAUUUAAAUUUUAAGAAUGUGAGUAUUGAGAGUUCCCAAAGCUUUAAUUCAGCCGGCAGGGACGGUGUGAACAUUGGUAUGGAUAUGUUAGAUUACUUGGAUAAAAUGGAAGAGAACAUAAAUCUGAGUGGCUUGAUUGUUUUGUUAGAUACGAUUGAACAAUUUGGAGUAAACCAUAAGAAUUUGUUGAACGAGUUCAACACGUACAUACUUAAAUAUAUUAGCAUACUUGUAAAUAAUCAAAUCAUGUACAAUACAAAUGGUAGCUCUGAUAAUGUUAUAAGAAGAAAGUUAUUUAACUUGUUGAAGGAUGAUAAGUAUUUAAAGAACGAUAAGUUGGAUUUGCAGAGAAUAUACUCAGAACUGAUAAAGUUUAAUGACAAUAUUGGUAAUAGUAAACGUAAUAAUAACAAUCAACACCAUUAUAUUUGGGAUGAAAACAUAAUACAGAAAAUAUACAAGUACAUCAAUAACAGAGGACUACUUAGAAGGUUUAUUGAAGUAAACAUGAAGAAUAAGUCAAUGGGCGACAAUUGCAAUCUAAUAUAUAAGGGUAAUAAGUUACUUGAUAGUAGGUGUGUAACGGAAGAUGAUGUUGUUCAUAAAGUUGUUGACGAUGUUAAAGAUGUUUAUCAUGGUGAACAACAACUACGAGAAAUGGAAGGAUUGGAAAAAAAUCAAGUUAUUGCCAAAUUCAUUGAAGCUGUUGAGUACUUGCCAAAGGUGAUCAAUUUCAAUAAUGUUUGGAAGGUGUUAAAGGCCAUUAAUUUGGAUAAAAGAAUAGAUUUGGUGCCGAUGUUCUAUAGUUACCUACAGGAGGCGAGUAUCAUAUUUGAGUGUUUGGAGGACCCAUCAGAUGACCUGUUAGGCAUAUUCAGUUCAGUAAUAAAGUGUAAACCAUGCAGUGAUCAUCUGGUUGAGUUGGAUAACGUGUGUAAAAUGGUGGAAAUGUUCACAGAUUGUGACUUAAAGAGGGACUCAGUAGGGAUCAAGAUGUUCAUGAACAUGUUCAACAUACUUUGUGGAGUUUACAGGGUACGUGAAGGAGAAGAGUACGAAAAUAUGAAUCAGUGUGGAAGUUUAAGCUACGUAGAGGAUCUGCUGAGGAGGUAUUUUAGAGAAUACUCCAAGCGUAAGAGCCUGGAGUUUGAAAGGAUUCCAAAGGGGAGGAGUUGGCACUGUAGGCUCAAGUUUGUUCCAAGAUUAGGCGAGUGUAGAGGCGCGGAGGAUAUGAUGGGUGUGCUGGAGGAUUUGGGGAACCUGAGGAGUGAACUGGUAGAAGUUGUGCAACUGAACAGAGGUGUGUUUAGGUUCGUAGUAUAUAACACUCUCGUGGACAAAAUGGACAGAUUGAGGUUAGAAUCCGGAUGA
This is a messenger RNA of Theileria orientalis strain Shintoku, 2235 nucleotides long. RefSeq lists its product as uncharacterized. The record is from RefSeq and is a predicted model, not a curated record. Lineage: Eukaryota; Apicomplexa; Aconoidasida; Piroplasmida; Theileriidae. The coding region runs from base 1 to 2235 and encodes 744 amino acids. The transcript is spliced from 2 exons.